Messenger RNA from Chondrus crispus (carragheen), 2646 nucleotides. RefSeq lists its product as hypothetical. The transcript has a single exon. The record is from RefSeq and is a predicted model, not a curated record. NCBI's taxonomy places the organism in Eukaryota, Rhodophyta, Florideophyceae, Gigartinales, Gigartinaceae. Bases 1 to 2646 code for a protein of 881 amino acids.
AUGGCGAAGCGCCCGCGCCCGCGCGCCGUCGAGGACGACACCGCGCGCAGGCGGAAGCGCCCCGCGUUUCCGCCGGAGGAGGACGACUGGAAGAAGUUUCUCACCCCCGUCGUUGGGGAGUAUCGACCGAGGUGCAGUAUGGCGCGGCUGAGACGCGCCGCGUUGCCCGCGCUGCUGGAGACCCCGGCCGCGCGGAAGAAGACGCUUAACAUGGAGCGCAAGGCCAUGAUUGCGGCCAAUGCUACCGGCGUCUUCCGCAUGCCCAGCAAAGACCGACAUGACGACCCGCUCAGGGUUGCCGCUAUGCGAUUUGGUUGCGCUGCGCCGUGGAGCAAGCUCAUGCAGACCGCCAUGCCCCUCGUCACGCCCCGGGCGCAGAAGAAGCGCGGGUAUUUGGCUCCGCAGGAGAGGAGCUUUAUGACCGCUGGGGGGAUGCAGAUCACGGGCCUGCCGCCGGGCAAGGGGAGUGCCAAGCAGAAGCAAGAGGCACAACUGGAGAAGCAGAUAGGGGCUGUGAAGCAGGCUGUCCCGACCUUGGUCGGGUCGUUGAUGUAUUUGAGAGGGAUGGGGGGAAAGGAGCUUGCCAGCUCGAGUUUGCAUCAGAUGGAUGUGCCGCAGGCGCCCGUGGCGAAGACAUCCUCCGUCUUUCAUGGGCAAAAGUAUUUCGCGGAGACGGGAGCGUUUGAAAUGGAUACCAGGACAUCGGCCUCAAUUAAGUUGCCACUAGCGACUGCGACGCCUUUUAUGCCCUCAGCCAAGCCGGGAGCGAGCGCGAAUGCGUCGAGUGUGAGUGCGGCUGUGGACGCACGUCAAAGGAAGUUUCCGCCUAAAACGCAAGCUCCUGCAGCUGUGCCGCCGCCGGCACCUGCGGCGCCUGUUAAUCAUCAGCCUGUGACGAAGAAGCAGCGCAUCUCGAAAGCUCAACGGGGGCCAGGCACUGCUUCUGCUGCCCGUAUGGCGAAUGGACAGACGCAGGUAAGACCGGUUCAGACGCCGAGGAAGUCGACAAGCUCAAGGUCAUCUGCUGGGACCACUGGAACGAACGUUAAGGCCGCAAAUACUGCGGAUUCUCAUCAACUCCCGACUGUUGGGAGAACCCCCGCUCAGAUCACUGCGAGCAAAGCUGCGAGCGCCGCAAUGUCAGCUGCUUCAGCAGCGGCAUCAUCACAGUAUCUGACACAGGAACAGCUGGCGAUGCAAGCAAAGGGCGCUUUCCGGCCCAUGCACGCACCGACUAGCGUAUCGCCCUCAGUCAGAGUCGGCACUGUGCAAUCGCUUCCUACCGUGGCAGGUGCGCCUGCAGGUAUGCACGUCAAUAUGAAGGGAGGUGCCAGGGCGGGUAAGGCACGGGCACAUGCAUCUCCGAGUCAGAGCAAUGCUGCGAUGAUCAUGCGAGCAGUUGCCGCGAAGAAGACGAAGACUCCAUCUCCAAGUCAGGCUUCUUCUCGCAGCGGGGAGCGCCUGCCUAUGCAUCGCGGAAGUCCUAUGACGACGGGAGCAUACCAUGACCCUAUGCUUCUUGCCACUUCGCAACAGAAUGCGACAACCUCGGCUAUGAACAGGAUAAACCAAGCCAGGGGAGUAUCUCCGAAAUCGCAAAUGGAUUUCCAUCAGGCUGCAGCUCAAGUUAAUGCGCAUGCAGCAGGUCGAGAAAUAGUUUCAUCAGGAAUGUCUCGCAGUGGGGUGUUGCACACCUCACCAAUGGGACAACUCGCAGAUAAGCUCGCCACCCAACUACCGCAACAGACUUUGAGAGGGAUGACUCCUCAAGGCAGAGCGAAGCACGCCAGGAUGGCAGCCGUCGCUGCGCAAAAGAACAGGCAACCACAAGCACAUGGACAACUGCGGAAAGAUGACGUGAUUCAGAAUCCGCAUGAUUUAGAGGCGCAAUUACGAAGAGCAGAUGUGCUGCCCGCUGAUAUGGUUCCGGGAAAAGCAGGAAAACUGAACGACCCCUCCAUGUUUGGGAAGGGUCCAAACCGAAACAACCUCAUGAUGAAUCAGGCUGGACACGCAUCUCAAGGGUUCUACAGCAAUGCCCUUGGGGCGCAAUCUGCUCAACUUGGUCAUAAUACACCCAUCAACCAGCGAAACCUGAUGAUGCUGCGCAUGGCACACGCGAAUCGUAAUCCUCCAAUAGCAGCAGGGGCCGGAGCUCCCGGUGCUCCAAACAUAUUACAGAACAUGCAAGACUUGCACCGCCCUAUGCAAAACCUCGGCGUUGUUCCUGGAAUGCAACCGUCAGCUCAUGGUGCAAAUAUGUUUAACUUUUUGCAAGUCAAUGGGCUGAGUGGUGGGAUGCCACAAGCAGGUGGAAUGAACAAUCCAGUAGUCCCUGGAAUGGCAGGAAAAGGAAUGCCGACCGGACCAAAUGCAGGGAUGAUGAAUCCACAUGACGCGAUUUUCCAGCAAAUGCUUACCGCCACUCGUGGUCCGGGAAUGAACUCGAGCGCCCCUCUACAUGCAGGGCCGAUGACGAACCCGACAGCUCCCCUAAAUGUUCACGGGCACCAGGUUGUGACGACAGGACCUAUGAGGCAGAUACCGGCGCAUCUAGGAGUGCAGCAGUCGUCAGAUCCCGCCGCCAUUCAUGAGAUUGAUAGAGCCCUCAGAUUAAGUUUCGAUGAGAGCGAUCUGAUGGGUUGA